AUGAAUUCUGAGACCAAAGCACGAGCGGGCGAGCUAUGGCCCACGGAGAGGCCAGACGGCAUGCCUGUGAUACAGUCCCUCGAAGUGAUGUGCGGGAAGGACCACAUGGACGUCCACCUGACGUUCUCGCAUCCGUUUGAAGGCAUUGUUUCUUCUAAAGGUCAGCACGGCGACCCGCGGUGCGUGUACGUGCCGCCGUCCACGGGACAGACGUACUUCUCGUUUCGGAUCGCGUACGCCAAGUGCGGCACUAAACCCGAUCUACACGGGCAGUUCUACGAGAACACAGUUGUGGUGCAAUACGACAAAGAUUUACUCGAAGUGUGGGACGAAGCGAAGCGAUUGCGAUGCGAAUGGUUCAACGACUACGAGAAGACUGCUUCGAAACCUCCCAUGGUGAUCGCUGACUUGGAUGUCGUGCAAUUGGACUUUAGAGGCGACAACGUGGACUGCUGGAUGGAGAUCCAAGCGGGCAAGGGCCCGUGGGCGCCGCCCGUGUCCGGCAUCGUGCCGCUCGGCUCCACGCUCACGCUCGUCGUCGCUAUCAAUGACUAUCGAGGAGAGUUCGAUAUGCGAGUCAAAUCGUGCGCCGCUUCCGACGGGUCUGGACAUAUCAUUCAGCUGUCAGACGAAUAUGGCUGUGUCUUGCGGCCUAAGAUGAUAUCGAGGUUCCUAAAAGCGAAAGCCGUAGACGAACGUGCAACUGUAAUCACGUACGCAUUCUUCCACGCGUUCAAAUUCCCCGAUGCUCUGAGUGUUCACAUUCGGUGUAAAGUGGAGAUCUGUAGACACGGGUGUUUGGACCACUGUCAGCUAGCUGGUAUAGCGCCGGGAUCGCAUGGGGCGUUGGACAGGAAGGAUGAUAGAGCGCAGCAAGAUCGUAACGAUAUCGGGGACCUAUCCGACGAAACCGACAUGAGCCUAGCGGAAGACCACCAGCGGUUGCCACUCGAAGAGGCGUUCGGUGACGAAGUGUCCGGUGAAGCGGUGCCGGCUCCAGCGCCUCUACCGCAGAGAGCUCCGGCGCCCGUGGUAGAGCCGGACCACGAUCGGAUGGCCGCUGUGGAGGAGUUGGUGCAAGCUCUAGCUAGACCGUUCACGGACCGUCCCUCCGACCUCAGCGACCGUGAGCGCUUCCCUCACGGCCCUCGCAACUUUGGCGAUACUAAACCCUCCGGCGAUGCUAUCGUCCCAGCCAAGAAACCAGGUCCAGCAGUUGCAGGACCCAGGUCCCUCUCCAGGAGAAGUAUUAGAGAUGCAAGAUCAGCUGACGUGGGCGUAUCCGGGAUAUAUGAAGUGGUGUCUGAAGCUGAUCUGGACUUUGGACCUUCGAAAGAGCCCGUUACAGUGUUCAGUGGACGGAUACGGGAAGAGGUGGUGUACGGCAUAUGUAUGAGUGCGCUAUCCUUCGGUGCUCUCUUCGCAUCAGCAGCCGGAGCAGCAGCUGGAGCAGCUCUUGCAGCAGCUGUGUUACUUCACAAGCUGAGAUCUCGAAUGGUCCAGACGCCAUCUCCCGCUGCAGCAUCACAUUCGCUAGCUGCCUGGAUGGCGCUGAGGUUGUUGGGUACACCGCCACAACAUACGGAGGGGUGAUAACGAUAAAUAAAGGGGAAAAAUGGGGGGUAGAGAAAGGAAAUGGUCAAAUGAAAAGGCGGGGGGAGUGGAUAAACGUUUGAUAUCAUUGUUCUUGUAUGGUCAUCCAUAAUAAAACAUAGAUGGAAGUGUAGUAUAGAAGAAAGGUGUGAGAUGGACUGGAUUGCUCUUACUUAGGUUGGUGAAUUUGGAAUAAGUGACCAAAAUGUUUAUAGCCAGGAUGAAUAAAUUCAUAAUUUAGCAUUAUGUAUGUCAACUCACAAGUUGGAAGUUGAAACGACGAAAUUUUGAGAUAGAGUAAUGCAGCGAAUCUGAAUCAUUUUACGACAUUGUUUUCAACAGUAUCGUAAAAUCAUUUUUUAAUAAAUUUUUGGAGGAAUUAUUAAAAUUACUGCCACUACGCAAGUAGCUGCAAACUUUAUAAUUAAUUUACAAAUAUCCUGGCUACGUACUCGAUUAGUAUGUUCGAAUGAUUUGUAAUUUAUAUAUAAAAGAUUUGGUGUAGUUGUGUGGCCAAAAUAUAUAUUUUUAUGGAAGUUUAGCAUAAUCAAUAUUGAACUUGGGGUAAUAAGAAAUAGAACAUUCAAUAUUGAAAAUUUCAAUAUUUUUUAGACAUUUUAGAUUGAUAUUUAUAACUCAAUUAAGAAUUAUAAACGUAUCGUUUUAGAUUGAAUUUGUACAAUCUUACGUUAUAUAUUAAUUACCCCAUGUUUGCUAUUACUAAAUUAAAAUAAUAAUUUAAGCUUCUCAGUAAUUGAAUUUGAUAUCAUUUGACAUAGAAUAUAAACUAGAAGUUGUAGUUAGGUUUUUCUUAAACUAUUUCAUUAUUCAAUUGUUCAUAGCACGAGGCUUCGUUUGGGAAGAGCUUUAAUAUUUUUCACUUAAAAACAAUAAAUAGCGACAUCUAUUUAAUUUAUUAAAAUUUAGUUUUUUUGUUCACUUUGAAAACAAUUUAUUAGCUUGAAUCUUUAAACUUCUAGCUAUUACUUAAAUUAGCGACAUAUUUUUAAUAUUUUGUAUUGAAAUGGUUUUUUUGAUAUAAAAACAAUAAUUUAAUCUUUUAAUUAACUUAUUGCUAUUGGUUUAUUUCAAUUCUACACUAGCGACAUCUGUUCAAUAUUUUGAUUUUGAGAAAAAGUUUUUUUUUUUCAAUAAUUUUAAUAAAAUGGUUCUAUAACACGAAUGGUGCUAAGAUACGGACUUGGUCCACACUUUUUACAUUUCACUUUAUGUGAUUUAUACAUUUAUACAUAAAUAUAGUUGUUGUACAGAAUAUUUUGAUCUUUUAUGACGUUUCAUACAAUCCGAGAUACAUUUAAUAAAAAAUAAUUGUGUUUCUUAUCUUAAAAAAGUUUUUAAUACUGUUUAUUUUAAAAAUAAUAAACAUUAUGUGCAUUAAGAUUUUCCAUAUUAAAUACUACAGCUGUCAGAUUAUUUCAUACUAGCUUUCCGCCCGCGGCUUCACCCGCGUUUUUAAAGGAAACCCGCAUAGUUUCCGUUCCCGUUACUAGGAUAAAACCUAGCCUAUGUUGCUCAGUGAAGAUGCAGCUUUCU
Molecule: messenger RNA, 3147 nt
Organism: Colias croceus (clouded yellow)
Lineage: Eukaryota; Metazoa; Arthropoda; Insecta; Lepidoptera; Pieridae
Gene: m
Exons: 10
Coding region: 1-1593 (530 amino acids)
Source: RefSeq, a predicted model, not a curated record